UUUGUUUUUCUUUACACUGAGAAAACCGGUCUUUUUAAAGGUUUGAUCAUACGCAGAGGUAGCUCGACUGCAACACGACGGCGAGCUAAGCUAGAAGCGACAGCGGCGCAAUAACAGCAUUUAAUUUGACACACUUUCACCACCACGUUUUGUGCGGAACAUCUUGAAUCUCAAAGGUGUCAGCUGAGCAAGUUGACUUGGGCCGAACCGAGUCAAACAACGUUAAAGGUGUGCUUGCUGCGGCGACGCAGACGUGUGGACAGCAGUGCAGAUAGCCGGUGUUACGGUUUAACAGGCGACCCUGUUAACCGGCGACUUUUCGCAUAUAGCUGUCCUCGUGAAUGCCGCUUGGUUUAAUUUAGUAAUUAAGUGUCAAGCCCUCUCAUAUACAUACUAAUAUAUACUAUACGAAUUAAACAAUGUGGCAUUCACGAGGGCAGCUACGUGUUCUCUCCAUUUUCAACAGCCAUCUGUAACGACGACAACAACGGACGCGUUGGUUCAUAGUCGCCAGUUAACACGGUCGCUUCUUAAACCGUAACACCAAUACUGCUUGUGAAGAUGAGCUGUCAAACCGCAAGGCAGCUGUAGACUACUUCCAGAUAACUUCUUUGUGUCACAGUUCCUCAACUGUGCUCCGAGCCCCAUGAUGGCAGUGCAAGGUGUUAUCCACCGGGUGCCAGCCUACCUGGUCACGCUGCUCUGCUUAGCCGAAGUCCUGCCCGCCGUCUCUGAGUCGGACAGAAGUUACUACGAGACUCUCAAUGUUGAGCUAUCAGCAAGUAGCAGCCACAUAAAGAAGGCUUUCCGCCAACUGGCCAUAAAAUACCACCCCGAUAAGAACAAAAGUGUCGAUGCCGAGAAGACUUUCAGAGAGGUUGUUGAAGCCUACAGGGUGCUCUCCAACAAGGAGACGAGGAGGCUGUAUGACAAUGUGGGCCACGUGGCUUUCCUCAAAGACGAGGACCCUGUAGACCCUGAGGAUGAACAUGAGACAAGGCCCUUUGGUUUUGAAGACCUCUUCCAUGACUUUGAGGACAGUCCCUUUGUGGAGGAGCCGCUCUUCCACUGGACCUUUCACCAGGAUGGGAGCGAGGAGGAUGGUCCAUAUCAACAUUACAGUAUAGAAGAGCCUGGCUUCAGCUUUUAUUUUGGGGAUGAAGAAGAGGACCAGUACUGCUAGAUGUUUAGCACCUUUGACGCUGUAUCCUGUGUGUCCGUUUAAGUGCAUUGACUUUGAUAAGCACGUCUUUAUAUUGUAUAUUGUAGUUUGUAGAAAUUCAGCUAAAGAGAUCUUUAAUAUUUUGCACCUGGUACCACAUUCCUCUGUUAAAUAAUGAUUGAUCUUAACACCACGCACCCAGUUUAACACUAAAGGUGAUCAAAUAUUUGUAAAUUGUGGAAUAUAGCUUUCCAUUACAAAUGAGAUCUUUUCCCUCCAAUGAUAUCUUUUUUUUAAAUGUCUCUUUUCUGUAGCCUUUUAAUUAGACAUGCUUGACCAUGUGCUGGUUUUGAUCUGUUGGUAUUUAUUUUUGCUGUUGAGCUAUGAAUUGAUCAAUUUGAUGCUUUUUAUUAAUUUAGUUGUAUUCUCUUAUUUGUGUCUGUUUAUAUUCGAUUAUUCCAGUUUUAUUUUAUCUCUUUGUAAAGCACGUUGGUUAUUUUUUAAUUGGCUCUAUAAAUAAACUGGACUGGACUGAGGAA
Messenger RNA from Pseudoliparis swirei, 1701 nucleotides. RefSeq names its product dnaJ homolog subfamily B member 9-like. Gene Ontology annotation, cellular component: endoplasmic reticulum. The transcript has 2 exons. The record is from RefSeq and is a predicted model, not a curated record. NCBI's taxonomy places the organism in Eukaryota, Metazoa, Chordata, Actinopteri, Perciformes, Liparidae. Gene Ontology annotation, molecular function: protein-folding chaperone binding; misfolded protein binding. Bases 647 to 1183 code for a protein of 178 amino acids.